Molecule: messenger RNA, 558 nt
Organism: Cadophora gregata
Lineage: Eukaryota; Fungi; Ascomycota; Leotiomycetes; Helotiales; Ploettnerulaceae
Exons: 1
Coding region: 1-558 (185 amino acids)
Source: RefSeq, a predicted model, not a curated record
AUGCCGAUCUCAACUCCCGCGAGAAAGUCGAAACGAAUAACUUCAGAAUCCCCCACACCACUCCGCCCCCCGCAUAACGCUAAGUCUAUCGACCACUACCGCUCUGUCCAGGACAUUUCCAGGCGCUUCCCCAGAUAUCCACCUACUUUCCAUUGGACUCGAACAAAGGAGGUUCCACCAGUUCCCACAAGUAUCCGAAACCUUUUUCUGGAUAAGGAAGCUGGGCCGCCAGAAGCCGGCUGGCGGCGAUGGCAGAUUUCUCCCGACCAGUCAAUGUCUCCACUACCAAUGCUGAUUGACAAGCAAAGCAACAGGGUCGCGUACGAACAACAAGUCUGUCCGCCUAAGCCAACUGAUCUUGUCAUACAGAAUGCAACGACGGUCAUGUGGUGUAACGAGCAUUUGAGCUCGGAUAUGCCAAAGGAUGGUAGUCUUUGCUUCAAGAGUUCGAAGACGAGCACAUUCAACAACGUCAUGCUUUUAAGCUUUUACAAGAACCUUGACUCGCUCAAGACUUGCUACCAAUUCUUGGGACGGGAGCUUGAAAUUAAGUUUUGA